Messenger RNA from Meloidogyne enterolobii, 494 nucleotides. NCBI's taxonomy places the organism in Eukaryota, Metazoa, Nematoda, Chromadorea, Rhabditida, Meloidogynidae. The record is from the annotation of a GenBank genome assembly.
GGAAUUUGAUUGAUUCUGUUAAAAAUAAUAAGGAGAAAAACGAGUUAACUCGAGUUAAGGAGACCUCAAAGGAUUUAUCUAUUAACGAUGAUGCAGAACCAUCUAUCAAUUCUCAAAUUCGAGGAUAUGAAAAAAAUGACAAAGAAAAGAAGCGAGAACGGAAUCGAAAUUACUAUUCAAAAAAUAAAGAAAAGAUGCGUGAAUACAUUCGAAAUUACUACCAAAAAUCUAAAGAAAAAAUAAGAGAAAGUGCGCGUAAUUACUACAAAAAUAACAAAGAAAAGAGGCUAGAAUGGGAUCGAAAAUACCGUCUAAACAAUAAGGAAAAGAGACGAGAAACUAAUCGAAAUUACUAUCAAAAUAAUAAAGAAAAGGAGCGAGAACGGAAUCGAAAAUACCGAGAAAAGAUGAAAAAUAAAAAAGAAAACUUAAAAAAUGUUGAUCCACAAGUAGGGAAUGUUCAUUCUGAUAAUAAUGAAGGAAGUUCUUUUGUU